AUGUCGCCGACAGAUGAAGAGAUGGCCCAGGGUGAUGGAGGGAUGUGGAUGGAGGAGCGUUUGAUGUCUGCAAACCAACCGUUCAGACAACUGCAGGUGUUGUCCAAUGGGGAGCCGUGUGUCCUCUUCCAGGCCAGGAAGCUGUCUCUCCGCUACGAGAAGCAGAAGCAGCUGGACCUGACGGAGAGAGCCUUUUCUCCUCAGAAACCUGUCGACACCAGUCAGUCUGUCUGCCGCCAGGACAAGGCCACGCUGAUCAUGAGGUUUGGAGAUGUGGAGGAUUUAAAAGGCCUGUCCAUCAGACUGCAGCUGUCCAACACUUUCUACGAGUCUUCGGACCAGUGGUGGUUCUCGGUGGACAGCGUCUCCCUGCUCUACAACACCUCUGAGGAGGCCGUGUUCAACGCCAGCGACGUGUACGCUCCAGCCUCCUCGUCCUACCACUGCCUCCACGUCAGCAGCCUGCAGCGCUACAGCGCCCUGCUGCUGCCCAGCACCGACCCUGCCCGCCGCUGGACCGUCACCUUCACCAACUUCCAGAUCCAGGCGUUCAACGUCACCGCCGGUAAAUUUUCUCCGGCGAGCGUCUGCGCCACCUUCAUGACGCCGGCCAUCCUGAUGGGCCUCGUCACGUCCCUCAUCCUGCUGCUGGUCCUGGCCUACGCGCUGCACAUGGUCGUCCACCUGAAACACAUCGAGCACGACGACGAACGCAAGGCCGACGAACACAAGGCCGACGUCUACUUCCCCCAGAGCCCCGAACGGCCGGAGCGCUGCUGCCUGGAAGGCGACGCGGAGAAAAACAUACUGUAG
Cyclopterus lumpus (lumpfish) is the source of this 813-nucleotide messenger RNA. RefSeq names its product ATPase H+ transporting accessory protein 1 like a (gene atp6ap1la). The transcript has 6 exons. NCBI's taxonomy places the organism in Eukaryota, Metazoa, Chordata, Actinopteri, Perciformes, Cyclopteridae. The coding region runs from base 1 to 813 and encodes 270 amino acids. The record is from RefSeq and is a predicted model, not a curated record. Gene Ontology annotation, cellular component: proton-transporting V-type ATPase complex.